GACCCACGCCGAGACCUCAGCCCUCUUCGCCCUUCUCUGGCUCUCCCAAAACACUUCUCAUUUUCCUUUCUAGUUUCACUUCUACUCCUCAUUCCGCCAUGAUUUUCGGCCUCGGUUUCAUCUCCCUCGCUGUUGCCGCUGUUUCUGCCGCACCAGCAGCUCUUUCAGCCAGGCAGUCAACUGUUGGCCCUCAAUGCGCCGGUCUUGGCCCAGGAGUGUUUGACGUCGCCUACAACUUCACGCUCACUGCCUGGAACGCCACAAUAUCCACUAACGAUACUGGUGUCCCGCUUGUCCUUGGUCAAGCUGGUGCCGUCGACGGGGCGGAGUUCAAGGUGUUCUCGACAUGGGCGUCGUACCCCUUCAAUGACUUCCCCUUGCUGACCCUUCUGCACGGAGGUCUCUUCGGCAAUGGCACGUACGGCAAUGUCGCACAGGCAAGCCAGGUCGAAGCCGGUGAUCCUCCCAGCUUCAUUAUACCUCCUCAAAACCCCACCCCACAGAUUUACUGCGGUGUCGCGGACACAGACCCCGCACACGGCGGUUACCCACAGCUUGCCGUCGACGGCGACACCGACUCGUUCUCCCUGUGUCCCACCUCAGGUUCCCAGGUGAACAUCAUCUACAAGUCUACGCCCAACAACUACGGCCAGUAUAUCUACGAUGAGUGCUACGACGUCAAGCUGCUCAUGCUUGGGUUGGAUUAAAACGCGUUUGCGAUGACCGUCUUUUGUCAUGACGAACUAGUGGACUUGGGACUCUUGGACACUGCUACUCGGACCUUCGUAGUUAUUCACGUACGAUACUAGACACGCUACUACUUGUUACACUGUGCAUAUCACCUAAUUUCACUCUUGUUGCU
This is a messenger RNA of Phanerochaete carnosa HHB-10118-sp, 862 nucleotides long. RefSeq lists its product as uncharacterized. The record is from RefSeq and is a predicted model, not a curated record. NCBI's taxonomy places the organism in Eukaryota, Fungi, Basidiomycota, Agaricomycetes, Polyporales, Phanerochaetaceae. The coding region runs from base 99 to 707 and encodes 202 amino acids. The transcript is spliced from 3 exons.